UAGCGUCGGCAUGAGUCGAUUUAAUUCAUUGAAGAGGCAGCUCAACCUGUGCACCUCGAGCAGCCAACUGAUCUGCCUCAUCAAGGCCGCGAUGCAGCUCAAGCAGUGCCGCGAUGAAGGCGUGAUGACGAAGCGCAUGUCAGCCGAGUGCUGGGAUUUCAUCUCGAUGAGUGUUUGGAAGUUGGCAAAGCUGCAGGCUGCUUCUCACAAUCACAAUCAUCACAGCAACCGCAACAGCCGAGAGGAUGGGCCGGGGGAGGUGGUUGAGGGCAUGAAGGAGGAGGUGCUUCAUCUGAUGAAGGAGGCCAUCGUCAGCACAUCGGGUGCCGGCGCUGCUCCCCGAGAUCUAUCCCUUCUCAUGUGGGGCUUUGCAAAGCUGCAAGGGGAGCCGAGGGAGGUGCUGCCUGCUGCUGCUGGUGCCGGUGUUUUCAUCGACGGUGACGUCUACGGCGUUCUGGCAGAGGCGUCCACCAAGGCGAUGAGAGCCUUCAAGGCGCAGGACAUCGCCAACACUCUGCAGGCCGUCUCUAUUCUACAGCUGCGGGAUGAGGCGCUUGUCACGGUGGCGCUGCAGCGGGCGCUCAGCAUCAUGGACACCUUCACGCCUCAAGGCAUCACUACGGUCCUCUCGUCGGCGGCCAAGCUGCAGCUGCCCCCUGCCGCCACCCUGAUGAACAGUUUGUUUGAUCAGCUCGGCGAGAGGAACAGCCACCUGGUUGCUGAGUGCGACGCCCGCGGCCUGGCCACCCUCUUGCAGGCACUGGCCGCCAGACCCACAGAGCCAUGCAGCGACCGGCUGCGGCUGCGGGAGGCGAUGCUAUCUCGACUGCGGGUGCUGCUUACCGACAAGGGCGGGGAUGGUUUAUCUUCUGCUGACGGUGCUCUCACUCUCUGGUCCCUCGCCACACUGGGAUGGCGGCCCGCCGACGACGUGCUGCAGCGACUCGGUGAUUUGUCGGUCAAGUGGUACACCACAACCUCCUCAUUGCUAUAUGGCGGCCCCGCACCCAGCCCACGUGACGCAGCCACGACGAUAUGGUCCCUGGCGAAGCUCGACUGCCACCACAGGCCAGCCGCACACGCAAUUAUGUCGUCCUUCGUCCGGCAACCUUACGACUACGGCCCGCAGCCAUUCAGCAUGCUCGUGUGGGGCGUGGCCAAGCUGGGUUUGCGGAGCCAGGACUUCCAGGCGGCUUUGGCGAAUGUGGCCCUCAAGCACGCGUCGGCACAGCAGCUGUCUCUCCACCAGGCCGUGCUGGUCAUCUGGAGCGUGGCUGCCCUCGACCACCGCAACUCGGCCCUCAACAAGGAGCUCUUCGCCAUCGUGCGCAAAGGGUUCCUCCAUCUGACUCCCCAGCAGGUGGCCAACGUGGUGUGGAGCAUCGCCCGUCUGAAGGCCAAGGAGGAGCCACUGCUGGCCUCACUCGCCAUCGUGCUCAAGAAGAAUGCCCCCGCUUUCACGCUUCAGCAGCUGGGCUCCCUUUUCUGGGCACUCGCCACCCUCAAAUGGCGCGACGACGCCCUGUUUGCCCUCCUCUGUGCCGAGGCGGCCAAACAGCUCAGGUACACGAAGCCAGCGUCUAGCGGCAGGAGGGCAAAGACGACGUGCCACUGUGCUUGUGUGUGUGCAGGUCAGGCAAGUCAGCUGAUGCUCAAGUGAUGUCCAACAUCCUGGGAGCCUUGGGCGAGCUCGGCAUCAGGGAUUUCGACCUGCUUGGCGCGGCGGUGGCGAGCAUGGGCCGUCAGCCAAUGAGGAUGACGCCGCCCAACCUCGCCAACACCCUCGUCGCAUACGCCCGGCUGCAGCACAGAGACGAGCCCGCCCUCACAGCUCUCAGCGAUGCGGUGCUGCUGCACGGGAAUCGUGGGUCAGGAUCUCGCCUGUCAGCACAGCAGCCGAGAGGCGGGAUGUACGGCAGCCCCUAUGGCCUCCUCUCUGACAACAGUUCGCCAGAUAGCCGCCGUGAUGCACCAUCGACUCAAGAGGAGAAGCCCACCACCCCCACCAGCACGACCACCACGAGGCUGCCUCCCAGCUUCUCGGGUCAGCAUCUGGCGAGCAUUCUCUAUUCGUUCGGCAAUCUGCGAUAUCGGCACGAAGGCGUUCUGAGCGCACUGGCUGACACGAUCCUCGACAGGAUCGAUGCCAAUCCGUCUCUGGGGUACGGUGGGGCAGACGACGAGUGGCUCUACCUCGCUCUAUGGGGGUUCGCAAUGUGCUCUUACUGGGACCAUUCUGUGAUCCCGGCGUUGUUCAAGGCAGUGGCACGGCACUCGACAAGACUGCGCGACAAGGGGCUUCUGGACGACAGCGGCAACACACACUCGCGCAUCCUGAACCAGGCCUACCAGGCCCUCCUCGCCCAGCACCGGCUCGGCGGCCGGCCGCCCAUCGACCUCCCGAGAGACCUCAUCAACUUGUGGAAGCGGAAGUUUGUGGAGCAGCGGAUUGUCGUCAGUUCGUUCCACCACUCGUUCAUCACACGGCUGCGCGGCCUGGUGACCGCCGGACAGCAUGAGGGGGCCGGGUGGACAGUGCAGGUGGAGCACAGGACGGAGGACGGCCUCAGUGUCGACGCAGUACUCAUCGGCCCACAGCACAGGGGCAUUGCCAUCGAGUGCAAUGGGCCGUCUCACUAUCUGACGUUCCACGCCAGCCACGCGGCUCAGGACGACUGUGUGGAGCUUGAGCACCUGACCUUCUGUGCGGCAUCUGAUGAGGAGUUCCCCCACGCACACAGGGGGGCAGACACAGGGGCAGACGGCAAGAAAGGCCGAGUGCGGGUGGCUGUGGGCGAGUUGGCCCGCUAUGACGCUGCCGGGAGCUUCCACCACAAGAUCAUGAGGCACGAUGAUGCCACUGGGGGCGGUGUGACGUGCGCCACACCUUGUUUAUUGAACGGCAGCAGUGCGUGGAAGAGGUCUGUGCUGCGUGCGGGUGGGUGGGAUGUGGUGGCUGUGCCGUCGUUCGUGAGUGAGGAGGAGAGUGUGCGGAUGAUAGAAAGGGCCAUGAGGGGCCACCACACCAGAUGAAUCAAUCGUACUGUGCGCUAGCUGUGUCUACUCCGUUGACCUGACAAACAAACCCG
Molecule: messenger RNA, 3089 nt
Organism: Vitrella brassicaformis
Lineage: Eukaryota; Vitrellaceae
Source: the annotation of a GenBank genome assembly